CCGGGGAUAGCACGCAUGCGUCCUUUGCUUAAAUGGAUGGCGCCCUUAUCCUCGCCGCGGCGGGAGGUGCCGUGGCCGUGCUGCUGUUAGUGCGGCUGUGGGUAGUGCUGCGCCCCCGCGCCCCUGUGCCCCGGCGGUCUCUCAGCCUCCUGGUGGUGGCUGGGUCCGGCGGGCACACCGCUGAGAUCCUGAGACUGCUCGAGAGCUUGUCCGACGCUUACACCCCUAGACAUUACGUCAUUGCUGACAGUGAUGAAAUGAGUGCCCGUAAAAUAAAUUCUUUUGAGCUAAAUCGAGCUGAUAGAAACCCCAGUGAUACGUUUCCCCAGUACUGCAUUCACUGCAUUCCCAGGAGCCGCGAGGUCCAGCAGUCCUGGCUCUCCACGGUGCUCACCACCUUGUACUCCACGUGGCUCUCCUUCCCCCUGACUCACCGAGUGAAGCCAGAUUUGGUGUUGUGUAACGGACCAGGAACAUGUGUUCCUAUCUGUGUAUCUGCCCUCCUCCUUGGGAUACUAGGAAUAAAGAAAGUGAUCAUUGUCUACGUUGAAAGCAUCUGCCGAGUGGAACAUUUAUCCCUGUCCGGAAGGAUUCUGUUUCACCUCUCCGAUUACUUCAUUGUUCAGUGGCCGACUCUUAAGGCGAAAUAUCCCAAAUCUGUGUACCUUGGGCGAAUUGUUUGAUGAAUGACAACUUACUUCUUUAGAAUUUUACAGGCAACAAUAUUUAUUAUAAAUGGAGAACAAAAAACUGCAUGUUUAUUGUAAAAAGCUUUUGAAAAUCCUGAGAAUUAUUGGUGGUCAAGAGUAAAAAUAUAUAUAUAUAAAUAAACCAGUGAGGAAACUGAAGUUGCUCUUAUAAAACAAACAUUAAUAAACCACUAUGUGUGCCUCUGUGCUCCAAA
Molecule: messenger RNA, 904 nt
Organism: Camelus dromedarius (Arabian camel)
Lineage: Eukaryota; Metazoa; Chordata; Mammalia; Artiodactyla; Camelidae
Gene: ALG14
Product: ALG14 UDP-N-acetylglucosaminyltransferase subunit
Exons: 4
Coding region: 33-683 (216 amino acids)
Biological process (GO): dolichol-linked oligosaccharide biosynthetic process
Cellular component (GO): UDP-N-acetylglucosamine transferase complex
Molecular function (GO): N-acetylglucosaminyldiphosphodolichol N-acetylglucosaminyltransferase activity
Source: RefSeq, a predicted model, not a curated record